Aspergillus mulundensis is the source of this 1632-nucleotide messenger RNA. RefSeq names its product dihydrolipoyl dehydrogenase. The record is from RefSeq and is a predicted model, not a curated record. The transcript has 3 exons. Gene Ontology annotation, molecular function: dihydrolipoyl dehydrogenase (NADH) activity; flavin adenine dinucleotide binding. NCBI's taxonomy places the organism in Eukaryota, Fungi, Ascomycota, Eurotiomycetes, Eurotiales, Aspergillaceae. The coding region runs from base 1 to 1632 and encodes 543 amino acids. Gene Ontology annotation, cellular component: mitochondrion; oxoglutarate dehydrogenase complex.
AUGUUCCGGAGUCUUCUCCCCCGGACGACGCCGCGGGCUGCUGUCCGCUCUGCUCGUCCCGUUCCCUCGCACAUUGUUCCCGCUCCUUAUUUCCCUAUCCUCCGAUCUACUCGCGGAUACGCUUCAGAAUCCGGUAGGUCGUGCCUCUCCGUCAUCAAGGACAUCUGUUGGGCAGCUGUCCCGAGCUUCCGAAGGACCACAGCUAACGGCCGGGAUGCGCUCGGUACAGGUGAACACGAUGUCGUUAUCAUCGGUGGUGGUGUCGCUGGAUACGUUGCUGCCAUCAAGGCCGGCCAGGCUGGUCUGAAGACCGCGUGUAUCGAGAAGCGCGGCCGUCUCGGCGGUACCUGCCUCAACGUCGGCUGUAUUCCCUCAAAAUCGCUUCUGAACAACUCCCACCUCUACCACCAGGUUCUCCAUGACACGAAAAAGCGCGGUAUCGAGGUCGGUGACGUCAAGUUGAACCUCGCGCAGAUGAUGGCGGCCAAGGACACUUCCGUCGAGGGACUGACCAAGGGUAUCGAGUUCCUGUUCAAGAAGAACGGCGUCGACUAUGUCAAGGGUACCGGUGCGCUCGUUGACGAGAACACCAUCAAGGUCAACCUGCUUGAGGGUGGUGAGCAGACUCUCCGCGGAAAGAACAUCAUUAUUGCCACUGGUAGUGAGGCCACUCCUUUCCCCGGCCUGAAUAUCGAUGAGACGAGAAUCAUUACCAGCACUGGUGCUCUUGCUCUGAAGGAGGUCCCCAAGAAGAUGGUUGUUAUUGGUGGUGGUAUCAUUGGUCUGGAGAUGGCCUCCGUCUGGUCCCGUCUCGGAGCUGAGGUUACCGUCGUCGAAUUCCUGAACCAGAUCGGUGGUCCCGGUAUGGACGCCGAUAUCGCCAAGCAGGCCCAGAAGAUCCUGCAGAAGCAGGGUAUCAAGUUCAAGGUUGGCACCAAGGUCACCAAGGGUGACGACAGCGGUGCUACCGUCGCUCUCUCCGUUGAGUCUGCUAAGGGCGGCAAGGAGGAGACUCUGGAUGCUGAUGUCGUUCUUGUCGCCAUCGGCCGCCGACCAUACACCGAGGGUCUCGGCCUCGAGAACGCCGGUCUUGAGAAGGACGAGCGCGGCCGCCUGGUGAUCGACCAGGAGUACCGCACCAAGGUCAACCACAUCCGUGUUAUCGGUGACUGCACCUUCGGCCCCAUGCUUGCCCACAAGGCUGAGGAGGAAGCCGUUGCCGCCAUUGAGUACAUCACCAAGGGUGUCGGCCACGUCAACUACGGCGUCAUCCCCAGUGUCAUGUACACCCACCCCGAAGUCGCCUGGGUUGGCCAGAACGAGCAGGAAGUCAAGGCCGCUGGUGUCAAGUACCGUGUCGGUACCUUCCCCUUCAGCGCCAACUCUCGCGCCAAGACCAACCUCGACACUGAGGGUCAGGUUAAGUUCAUCGCUGAUGCUGAGACUGACCGCAUCCUUGGUGUUCACAUCAUCGGCCCCAACGCCGGUGAGAUGAUCGCCGAGGCCACUCUCGCCGUCGAGUACGGCGCUUCUUGCGAGGACAUCGCCCGCACAUGCCACGCCCACCCUACCCUCGCCGAAGCCUUCAAGGAGGCUGCCAUGGCCACCUACGACAAGGCCAUCCACUUCUAA